Messenger RNA from Puccinia graminis f. sp. tritici CRL 75-36-700-3, 522 nucleotides. RefSeq lists its product as uncharacterized. The record is from RefSeq and is a predicted model, not a curated record. The transcript has 2 exons. NCBI's taxonomy places the organism in Eukaryota, Fungi, Basidiomycota, Pucciniomycetes, Pucciniales, Pucciniaceae. Bases 1 to 522 code for a protein of 173 amino acids.
AUGGUCGAGCCUGGAGCUCUGGACGUAUUGAAGGCAGUUGGUGGCUCAUGUCUAUUCUAUUUGAAGGCAUGGCGCCAGAGAAAUUUCGCCGAUUUGAGAGCUGAUCCUCAGUUACGGGAGAUAAUCGAUUUAUAUUUCAAGUGGCAUUUUCCAGAAGAGUACUGGACGGGCAUGGACCACAUCAAAACGAUCAGUGCAAAAGUGUUUAACGAUGACAAGGCAGCAAGGCUGAGUGUUAAUGAAGUGCGGAAGAAGGCCAAAUGGUUCCAGAUGCAUUUUCUUGGGGCCUUGCCGAAUGAAUUUCUCAUGGAGCUUCAAGCCGUAGAUCGAAGACCCCGUACUGGGUCUUCAGCUGAUGUUGUGAUCAAAUUAACCGAAGUGGAAAACGGGAGGGCCAAGCAAUUCCUGGAGUGGCGCAAGAGGAUCGUAGACAUGCACGUUUUCUUGAAUGAGCUCGAGCAUGAUUUGCCCGAUAUCGAACAAUAUACCCACUUUCGCUGGGACAAACCGGCUGAUCCAUAG